Amblyraja radiata (thorny skate) is the source of this 4825-nucleotide messenger RNA. It is a transcript of the gene cntn1a, whose product is annotated as contactin 1a. The record is from RefSeq and is a predicted model, not a curated record. Gene Ontology annotation, cellular component: axon; plasma membrane. Gene Ontology annotation, molecular function: cell-cell adhesion mediator activity. The coding region runs from base 379 to 3501 and encodes 1040 amino acids. Gene Ontology annotation, biological process: cell-cell adhesion; axon guidance; brain development. Lineage: Eukaryota; Metazoa; Chordata; Chondrichthyes; Rajiformes; Rajidae. The transcript has 24 exons.
AGAGUCUUCAGCUCCUCGACCGCCUGGUUUGACGGCAGAACUGAUCCCACCCUGACUGCCGUUUGCAGAGCUUGGAAUCUGCGCCUUUUUUUAUAUAACUGGAUGAUGUGCCAACUGCACUGUCGUGUAAUAGGAGGUUAUUUGUUGUGAUGCUCGCAGCGGCUGUUGAAGACCAGCGCAAACACAGGGGCGACCAGAGGCUUCGACUUGAUUUUCCGUUGAAGCAAAUAUUUUUAUGAGAUUCCGGCUUGGGAAUUGAAAGGCUGCCGACGUCGGGUUUCCAUGCUGCAGUGAGGUAGACUGGUGAACUAACAACCGGACCAGCAAGAGAACAUCCCUUUGGAGAUUAAUGCCAUCCAAUUUGGUCCAGAGCUGAGAAUGUGGUUCCAGUUCAGUCAUUUUUUUGCAUUGUCAUUCAUUUUCUGCUUGGCGGAAGACAGCAGGGAGUAUGGCCCAGUGUUUGAAGAACAACCACUGCCUACCAUCUACCCAGAAGAAUCCGAAGAAGCAAAAGUAUCACUAAACUGCCGAGCUCGUGCAAUUCCUUCCCCAGCCUACAGAUGGAAGAUAAACAACCGCUUCAUUAAUGUGGAAGAUAGCCGCUACAGUAUGAUUGGAGGCAACCUUGUAAUCAACAACCCGGAAAAGGUGAAGGACCGUGGCAAAUACCAGUGCGAAGCCUCAAACAAAUAUGGAACCAUCAUUAGCAAAGAGGCCGAGCUGCAGUUUGGAUAUCUCGAGAGGUUCCCGACUGACGAGCGGCAAGCAGUGAAGGCAAGGGAAGGAGUUGGAGCAGUGCUUUUGUGUGCUGCCCCUCCACAUUUUCCAGAUGACUUGACGUAUCGCUGGCUGCUGAACAUAUUCCCCACGUUCAUCGAGUCCGACAAGCGGCGCUUCGUUUCCCAGAACACCGGCAAUCUCUACAUUGCGAAAGUGGAAGAUACCGACCUGGCCAAUUACUCCUGCAUGGUCAGCAGCCCCUCCAUCUCCAAGAGUGUUAUCAGCAAGUACAUCCCGCUCGUCCCUCAAAGAGGCGGCGUGAUAAAAAGAUAUCCUGCUGACAUUCGGGUGAAGUUCACGGACACCCAAGUCUUGAUGGGCCAGAACCUAACUCUUGAAUGUUUUGCACUUGGCAACCCAAUUCCUAAAAUCCAGUGGCGGAAGGUGGGGGGCAGCUUGCCCAGCAGCGCUGAGCAGUCCGACUCAAACUCGGUCCUGAAACUGUCAAACAUUCAGCCUGAGGACGAGGGGGCCUACGAGUGCGAAGCCAGCAACUCCAAAGGAAUUGACAAGGUUGAAGGCUGGCUGACUGUGCACGCCCAUCCGCACUGGAUCCGUCCGCUCAAUGACACCAUCGAAGAUGUUGAGGAUACCCUGAUCUGGCCCUGUGAAGCCAGAGGAAAGCCCCAGCCCACCUACAGAUGGUUCCGAAACGGAGUGGUCAUAUUCGGGGGCCGAUUCCGAAUAAACAGAGGGGAGCUACGGAUUAACCGACUGACCCUGGAUGACUCUGGAAUGUAUCAGUGUGUUGUGGAGAACAAGCACGGAUCCCUGUUCUCCAAUGCUGAACUCAAGGUUUUGGCUUUGGCACCUGACUUCAGGCUGAACCCAGUGAAGAAAAAGCUUCUGGGAGCCAGAGGAGGAAAAGCUGUCAUUGAGUGCAAACCAAAGGCUGCACCAAAACCAACAUUCAUUUGGAGCAAAGGCACGGAACUCCUCCGGAACAACUCAAGGAUAUCCAUUUUGCACAAUGGCACACUGGAGAUUCAAGAUGUGUCCAGGGUCGACGAGGGAAGCUAUACCUGCUUUGCGGAGAACAACAGAGGAAAGGCCAACAGCACGGGCACUCUCUCAAUCACAGAGCCCACCAAAAUGACCCUAGAACCAUCGAACAUCGACAUCACCAUGGGGGAGAACGGCACCAUGGAGUGCCAGGCGGUGUAUGACCCCACUCUCGAUCUCACUUUCAUCUGGUCAACAAAUGGCUACCCGAUCGACUUUGACAAAGAGAAAGACUACAUGGAAUACAGAGUACUGGAAGGAGGUGGUGGAGAACUAUUCUUCAAGAAUGCACUGUUGAGGCACACUGGGAGGUACACCUGCACGGCACAGACCAACGUCGACAGCACCUCAGCCUCAGCGGACCUGAUCGUCAGAGGUCCACCCGGGCCCCCUGGAGGAGUGAGAAUCGAAGAUAUCCGAGACACCUACGUGACUUUGACCUGGAGUCGAGGGACAGAUAACCAUAGCCCAAUCUCCAGGUACACUGUCCAACAGAAGAUUUUGGAUUCUAUCGAUUGGAAAGAUGCCAAAACAGAUCCCUACGAUAUAGAAGGGAACAUGGAAACUGUAAAGGUUGUGGAUUUAAUCCCAUGGAUGGAUUAUGAAUUCCGCGUGAUUGCGACAAACACCCUGGGAAUGGGAGAACCCAGUAUGCCAUCACCCAAACUCAAGACAGCUGAAGCAGCUCCCACCGUGGCUCCAUCUGACGUUGGAGGAGGCGGCGGACACCACCGGGAACUGACGAUAACGUGGACGCCCUUGUCAAGAGAGUACCAUUUUGGAAGCAGCUUUGGCUACUUGGUUGCAUUCAAGCGAAGUGGAGAAAGAGAGUGGAGGAAGGUGACGGUUCCCAAUCCUGAAGGCGACAGAUACGUUCAUAAGGAUGACUCCAUGAUGCCGCACACCCAGUUCGAAGUCAAGGUCAAAGCUUUCAACAGCAAAGGAAAUGGCCCCUUCAGCCUGUCUGCUUUUAUUUAUUCGUCGGAGAACGAGCCCAACGAAGCCCCUGCAGAACUGAGUGCCUGGAGUGUCUCAUCCUCAGAAAUCGAAAUGUCCUGGGCACCUGUGACCCAGCGAUCCAUCGAAGGCUAUGAAAUCAGAUACCGAAGGGUCAUUGACCCUGAGGCGGCCAUACAACGAGUAUGGACGUUCGGAUAUAACACGACCGCCCGAAUCAGAGACUUAAAGCCCCAAACACGCUAUUCGCUGGAGGUCAGGGCCUAUAACAAUGCUGGAGCUGGCCCUGCCAAUCAACCAAUUAUACUCACAACAAAGAAAGCACCUCCCAGCAAGCCUCCAAGAAUAAUCGACACUACAAGGUAUGGGACAUAUGUCAAGAUUUCCUGGGAGGCAGUCGAGCCCUUGCACAACGAGUCAAAUGUUGAAGGCUACAAGGUUCUGUACAGAAGAGACGGCACAGCAAACAAUACACUCCUGCAAACCAUCGGACACAAUAUAAACAUACCCAUUCUCGACGAGGGGGAUUACAUUGUGGAAGUAAGAGCCUACGGUGACGGAGGAGACGGAGCCAUGGGUUCAAUCAUGAUUUCCAAAAGCAAUUUGCCCCUGGACUCCCUAACAAAUGAACCGUCUAUUUUGUGCUACCUGCCUUUCGGCUUCCCACUGGGCCUUUCAGAUCCAGGAGUCACUGUGAAGAUCUCCUACAUCUUACUUAGCUUUGGCCUGAUCCUUGGUGUCAUCAAUUGCCUGGAGCUGUGAUUGUAGCCAAUAUUACCUUCUUUGUAUAUCGGUAAAGAGCUCUCCGUGAGGUGACUGAAUCGUCUCAAGCCUGUAAAGAUCGUUGCUCGCUGCAGACAUCUCUGGUACCAUCAAAAGCCAAAUAUAACAUGAAUUUGAAAGACUUAUUGUAUACUUCUCAUGGACAGAAGGCAUCAAGGAACUUUAUUCCCAUCCACCACCCACCUUGCCCACCCGCCCCCAUUAAAUACCAAGUAAACAUAACAUUGGAAGUGAAUCAAAGGAAUUCUUUUGACUUGUUCCAAUCUGCCUUAUAUAAACACUUACACUGAUCUAUGGCAGUUGCAUGAUUUGAUCUAAUGGCGCGGCUACCAGUGACAAAAUACCAUAGCUUAGAGUUUGAGGAAAAUAAUAGAAUUCACCACACAUAGGUGCUUUAACAUUUAACAAAAAAACAGUUAAGUGAACUAGACAAUGAAUGCAUUGGUUGUUUUAAAAAAAUGAAUGGAAGGUUAACCUUGUCAUGUACUGUGUCUGUAUGCAGCACUAUUCCUUAGAGUUGAAGGCAGCCAAUCUCCCUUGAAUGAGAACCUUCUAUUUAGAGUAGCGGUCAUAACACAUACAAUAGAUUGCAGAUUUAUGGUUAUCAGGCCACAUUUUCCUUUAGAGAAGUGCACACUCUGGGUGUUUGAAAUCUGCUGCAUCUUUUAGUUGCCGUGAUGUGCAUGCUGGCAUUGAGACAUCCUACAAUCUUGUUCUAAGUAGGAUGACAGUAGUUUCAUACUCAAAGCCAGACCCUGUAAUCAGCAAAUAGAUUUUUUACAUUUAUACUCCAUUAUCAAUUUGUUUAAGUUGUAUGUAGAUUUAUACUGAAAAAGCAACAUUCCAAUAUAAAUCUUAAAAUGUUAAUGUAUAUUCUUUGUUAACCACCCUUCUUGGAAAAUUAGAUGAGAUUCAACAGUGUUUAUAAAAUUCUGCAAGGCAUCCUUAUAUUCUUUGGCCAACACUGUUAAUUGGUUGAUUACACUCAGCGGGUCUGGCAGAAUCAGUGGAAAGGGAAACCAAAGGUCUCUGUCCUGAAACAUUAACUAUUUUUCUCUCUCUGUAGGUGCUCCCUGACGUGUUGAGUGUUUCCAGUAUUUUCUGUUUUACAUUUAUUUCAAAUGUCCAGCAUCUGCAGUGUAUUCUCCUUAAUUGCCAACAGUUUGUCCUCGUCCUUUUUCAUUAACUUGGCAGCCUCCUCAUUCUGUAGCUUUGCCCAGUUCCCAAACAGUUCCUGAGGAAUUGCUUCCACGCUCCCAAAGAAUGGCCUUCAUCACACAGGUUGACAUUACCUUCAUUCUAG